GGAAGGCCCAGAUCAGACUGCCUACGACAAAACAAUACACUGGCAGUUGUUCCAACUUAAUGCGGCUGCCUAGGUCUCUUGUAUCACAGGUGGCCUACACUUCUUGCUCUGAUCUCCACGCCUUACCCUCGCCUGGCGUCACUCAGGGCAUCUCCAUCCUAUCACUUCACCCACAAAGCCAUUCCCUCUUAGCGGUGUACCGGCAACCUCAGCGGCAUCGAUCUCUGAACACUGGGGCACUGGCUCUUGUAAAAAGAGGUGCUGUCAAUAUGCCGCUGGGAAGACAGGCUACUCUUGCCAAAUUCCUUGGCCAGCAGGCUCAAAACAAGCCCAAAUCUCAGUCGACGUUGUCAUUCAGUACAAAAGCCGCGACUAAACAACUAGCAGCUCGUGAAGAUGGCCAAACGAUCGUCGAAGAAAAAAAUCAAGCAGUGCCCGAUACGGCAACGACAAAUGCGCAGUCCUCCCCGGAAGCAGGACUUCAAAGUAGCGAAGACUCAACCAGCAAAAAACACAAGAGGGAGGCAUCUGAGGGCAGCACCAGCGUGAGUGAUCCUGACGAUCAGCCUGUUUUGAAGAGAAGACGACGGACUUCCACUUCCAAACCCGCCGCCUCUACCAAAGCCAAGAGUCUCUCGACCAAGCCCGAUAGUGGCAAGACCACUGAAAAGAGCUCGAAUACAGACAGGACUCAACCUGAGGGGUCAACAUCGCCAGAUGAGAAAGACGGGCUCUCUGUGUCCGAGGACGAAUCCUCAGUUAGUGACGAUGACACCACAAAAGUCGACAAAAAGCAGGUUGCUCAAAUUCAGGCAACGAUCAAAUCUUCAGGCAAAGACCCAUACCCUGACUGGAAAGCCGGAGAUCCUGUUCCAUACGCAGCCCUGUGCACAACAUUCUCCUUGAUCGAGCUCACCACGAAACGCCUGCAAAUCAUAGCGUAUUGCUCCGCAUUCCUGCAGCAGGUCCUUCGUUUAACACCGGAGGACCUUCUACCAACGGUCCAGCUCAUGCUCAACAAGCUUGCGGCGGAUUAUGCAGGCAUUGAGCUUGGGAUCGGAGAAUCUCUGAUCAUGAAGGCCAUUGGAGAGAGUUCCGGACGUUCGCUGGCGGUGAUCAAAGCGGAUCAUCAUAAAAUCGGCGACUUGGGCCUCGUUGCCGCCAAGAGUAAAUCCAAGCAGUCACAGAUGUUCAAACCAAAGCCACUUACCGUGCGUGGUGUCCACCAAGGAUUGCUGGAAAUUGCCAAAAUGGAGGGGCAGGGAUCACAGGAUCAAAAAGUCAGAGCCAUUAAUCGGUUGAUGGCGUCUGCUGAUGUAUCAUCCGCGAGCAAAGCGGUAGAUAUCAACAAGGACAAAGGAGGACCAUCGGAAGCCAAGUUCCUGGUUCGUUUUCUCGAAGGAAAACUGCGCCUUGGUCUAGCAGAGAAAACCGUCAUUGUUGCACUGGCGCAGGCAGUUGUAACCCACGAAGCCGCGAAGAAGGGCAAGGUGCCCAGUACUGAUCAGUUGGCCAAAGGCGAGGCUGCACUCAAAACGGUCUACAGUGAGCUGCCUUCCUACGAGGUUAUCAUUCCCGCCAUGCUUGAACACGGGAUAUUUAACUUGCACGAAUCGUGCAAACUGCAACCGGGCGUUCCAUUAAAACCCAUGCUUGCCAAACCCACCAAGUCGAUUACUGAAGUCCUUGACCGCUUCGAGGGCAAAGACUUUACCUGUGAAUACAAAUACGACGGAGAGCGAGCUCAAAUUCAUUAUGUCGCCCCUGAAGCGAAGUCAGAAUUUCCCGCUGCAGAAAACACGUUGGCCAAAGAUCCAAAGAACGUCAAAGGUCUUGCUGCGAUCUUUUCUAGGAAUUCUGAAGAUCUCUCGAAAAAGUACCCGGAUAUUCUCGAGAAAUUGAACACCUGGAUCAAACCGUCAACAAAGAGUUUUGUACUGGACUGCGAAACCGUUGCUUGGGAUCCUCAAAAUAAAAAGGUGCUCCCUUUCCAGCAACUGAUGACUCGCAAGAGGAAAGACGUGAAGACAUCAGAGGUCACCGUCAAAGUAUGCGUCUUUGCUUUCGACCUGCUGUUCUACAAUGGGCAGCCUCUUGUGAAGAAAUCAUUGCGCGAAAGACGUGAAAUCCUCCACAAUGCCUUCGUGCCGGUCGUAGGAGAGUUUUCAUUUGCUUCGUACGGAGAUACUCGAGACAUUGAGCAAAUCCAGCACCUUCUGGACGAGUCUGUGAAAGCGUCUUGCGAGGGAUUGAUGGUGAAAAUGCUCGACACGGAAGAGUCCGGCUACGAGCCCAGCAAACGCUCACGUAACUGGCUGAAGGUGAAGAAGGAUUACCUUGCCGGCGUAGGCGAUUCCUUAGAUCUCGUCGUCCUAGGGGCGUACUAUGGAAAAGGGAAGCGGACCUCUUGGUAUGGUGCUUUCCUUCUCGGUGCAUACAAUGAGGAGACGCAGACUUUCGAGACGGUAUGCAACAUUGGGACCGGGUUUUCCGAAGCGAUUCUCGAAGAGUUUUACAAAGACUUGUCCGAGCUUGUCAUCGAUGGACCCAAACCAUUCUACUCCCAUUCCACAGUGAAGAACGAUCAGCCGGACGUCUGGUUCGAGGCUCGUCAUGUAUGGGAGGUCAAGACAGCCGAUCUCACACUGAGCCCUCGGUACCGUGCUGCCAUCGAUGAGAUGGGUGGCAAAAACGGCAUCAGUCUGCGGUUUCCUCGUUUCAUUCAGAGGAGAGAUGACAAGAAGCCGGAAGAGGCCACAACGACAAAAGCUAUUGCAGAGAUGUAUCGCAAACAGGAGGUGGUUGCGAGGGAGGCACGGAGCAAGGGCGGCGUUGACGAUGACUUUGAGUACUAGGAUUUACACCGACUCAAACAUGAGGCAGCUGAAGAAGCAGCCGUGGAGAAGGCGGCAGGCGUGAUCACGGGUAGAUAUAUGGCGUAUGCGCAUGAAGACUGGGCUCACAGGUCCGGAGAGGCAUGACAAUGGGGACAUACUACAUGUCGAGCUAUUGGGAUGCGUAUUAUCGUGCCUCGCAUUAAUGUUAGAGGAAUUGCGUUCAACGAUGAACCAGUCUCACAAAAGUACAACGUCUGUAAACCCUAAGAUAAAGCGGCAAGAUGAGCGAAUGCACAGCCACGUG
Molecule: messenger RNA, 3141 nt
Organism: Exophiala dermatitidis NIH/UT8656
Lineage: Eukaryota; Fungi; Ascomycota; Eurotiomycetes; Chaetothyriales; Herpotrichiellaceae
Product: DNA ligase 1
Exons: 2
Coding region: 60-2855 (931 amino acids)
Biological process (GO): Okazaki fragment processing involved in mitotic DNA replication; DNA recombination; DNA biosynthetic process
Cellular component (GO): nucleus; mitochondrion
Molecular function (GO): DNA ligase (ATP) activity; ATP binding; DNA binding
Source: RefSeq, a predicted model, not a curated record